Messenger RNA from Vigna unguiculata (cowpea), 585 nucleotides. RefSeq names its product photosystem I subunit K (gene PSAK). NCBI's taxonomy places the organism in Eukaryota, Viridiplantae, Streptophyta, Magnoliopsida, Fabales, Fabaceae. Gene Ontology annotation, biological process: photosynthesis. Gene Ontology annotation, cellular component: photosystem I; membrane. The record is from RefSeq and is a predicted model, not a curated record.
UUCCUCAUGUGGCUGCCAUUAGAUACAUCAUAGUCAGAGAAGAAAGCCACAAAACAUUUCAAGAAAAAGGAGACUCAGAGAAGAAACCAAACAUAUUUUCAUUUUCCUCUUCUUAGUUUUAACAAAUGGCAACCACUGCAAUCACCACUCUUCCCCAAUUCACUGGUCUCAGACCCCAAUUCUCAGCUGCCCCUGUGCAGAACUUGGUUGCUGUCCAACCCUUGAGGCGCAAGGGAAAGGGUGGUUUGGGAGUUCGAUGUGACUACAUUGGUUCAUCCACUAAUCUGAUCAUGGUGGCUUCUACAAGCCUGAUGCUGUUUGCUGGAAGGUUUGGAUUGGCUCCAUCAGCAAACAGGAAAGCGACUGCAGGGCUAAAGCUGGAGGUGAGGGACUCAGGGUUGCAGACUGGUGAUCCUGCUGGUUUCACUCUUGCAGACACCUUGGCCUGUGGUACUGUUGGCCACAUCAUUGGGGUUGGGAUUGUUCUUGGUCUCAAGAACAUUGGUGCAAUUUAAACAUUCCCUUCACUGAAUCUGUAAUCAAUUACUCAUCUACUUUAUUUUCCCUCUUCUUUCUCAACCUUAA